Molecule: messenger RNA, 2188 nt
Organism: Aphis gossypii (cotton aphid)
Lineage: Eukaryota; Metazoa; Arthropoda; Insecta; Hemiptera; Aphididae
Product: maltase 2-like
Exons: 11
Coding region: 188-2071 (627 amino acids)
Biological process (GO): carbohydrate metabolic process
Source: RefSeq, a predicted model, not a curated record
UUUCAGGACAAUACAGUUAUUGGAAAAUCGCAGCAUUGCAAACAACCUCACAGUUGGCUCUAAAAUUGUUUUUUUCUUAUACAUCUAUUUAUGUUCUACUUAUAUUACACCAUAAUUGCAAUUGUUUAAUUAAUCAUUGUAUCGAACCGUCUUGUAAAUUUGGCAAUUAACCAUAUUUUAAAACAAUAUGAGGUCAUUCAAUGUGUUCUUGUUUUUGACGAUAACAUAUACAUGCGUCUCAGUGAAUGGUGUAUAUUUUCAAAAUAAUCAAAUAAGUGAUUGGUGGACGAACACAAUCACAUAUCAAGUGUAUCCACGAUCGUUUAAAGACAGUAAUAAAGAUGGUAUUGGUGAUUUAAAAGGCAUUGUCCAGAAACUUGAUCAUUUUGUUGAUCUUGGCAUUGAAACAUUGUGGAUUGGUCCAUUUUUCAAAUCACCCAUGGAUGAUAUGGGAUAUGAUGUAGAAGACUAUAGAAUGAUAGAUCCGAUUUAUGGCACAAUGGAUGAUUUUAAUGAAUUAGUUAAAGAAAUGAAGAAAAGAAAUCUUAAAUUGGUAACAGACUUUAUUCCUAACCAUUCGAGUUAUAAAUGCGAAUGGUUUCAAAAAUCAAUUAAACGAGAAGGAAAAUACACAAAUUAUUACAUAUGGCGUGACGCUUCCAACCAACAAGAAGUAAUGGAAAAUCCUUCCGUAAAACCAAUACCUCCAAAUAAUUGGUUAAGUGUAUUUGGAGGUACGGGCUGGUCUUGGAAUGAUGUUCGAAAACAAUUUUAUUACCAUCAAUUCAAUGCAAAACAACCAGAUUUUAAUAUUAGAAACCCUGAAGUUCACCAAGAAUUGCUGGAUAUAAUUGGAUUUUGGAUGAGUAAAGGCGUUGUUGGAUUCCGAUUUGAUGCUCUUAGACAUUUAUAUGAAAGCGAUUCAUUCCUUGAUGAACCGUGUUUAACGGAAGGCGAUCCAUCAUGUUUAGUAAACUUCGAUAGUUUGAACCAUACCUAUACAGUAGAUCAACCAGAAAAUAUUGACAUUAUUAUGGAAUGGAGAGAAUACAUAGAUAAUUUCACAAGAAGUAAUAACAUACCAAUUUCUAGCUUUUUAGCCACGGAAUCCUACUCGCCAAUAGAUGUAUUAAUGCAGUAUUAUGGAAAUUCAACGAGAGCUGGUGCUCAUGUACCAUUUAACUUCGGAUUAUUAUCUGUCGAUAAACGUAAUAUAGUCGAAUCAAUCGAAAAACAUGUUAAAACAUGGCUAGAUAAUAUGCCUGAACACCAGGUAGCAAACUGGGUGAUUGAAAAUCAUGACAAUCCAAGAGUGCCAACAAAAUUUGGUCCUGAAACUGUUCCACUCUUUACAGCUUUAAAAUUAUCACUUCCUGGUAUAGAAGUUACAUACUAUGGUAGUGAAAUUGGCAUGGAUAAUACGUAUGUGAGACCAGAUCAAAUUCAAGAUCCUAACAACGCGGGAGGUAAAAGAGCGGACGAAACCAGAGAUAAUGAAAGGUGUCCAAUGCAAUGGGAUAGUUCAAUAAACGCAGGAUUUACGGAAGAAAAAAAACCUUGGUUACCAAUAAAUCCAAAUUAUUAUAAAGUAAACGUCGAAGAUCAGAAAAAAUUACCAAACAGCAACUAUAACUUUUAUAAAAAAAUGUCUCAACUUCGCAAAACCGACACAUUAAAAAAUGGUGAUCUUCAAACGUACAACAUUACUAAAUCAAUAUAUAUUUUAAAGCGAUCAUUAGUGGAACAUGAAUCGUAUAUAGUCGUAAUGAAUUUUGGCAGUGAAACUGAAACCGUUAUAUUGUCCAAUGCUGUGAAUAACCUCCAAGAACAACUUUACGUAUACUUAGGAAGUGAAAAUUCUGGAUACAGCACUGGAGACAUAGUAUCAACCGUAUCUUCAUCUGGAAAACCACUAAAACUACGACCACAAUCUGUAGCCGUAUUGACAGAUAAAUAUAUUGCAUCUGAAUCUGGAACAUCAACAAAUGAUAUUCAAAAUGCGGGUACACAAAUCAGUUCCAAAUUAAUUAGUUUAUUGAGUGUUUUUCUAUUUUUAAGAUAUUUCUUAUAAUUUAUGUCUCAUACUUGUAAAUAGUUAUUUAAUUUUAAUUUUACUGAUAAGUUUGUUAUAAAUUAUUUUUUAUAAUAUAAUAUUUAAUAAAAUUCCAGUUUAUGAUUAUAAACCAAA